Molecule: messenger RNA, 1709 nt
Organism: Paraphaeosphaeria sporulosa
Lineage: Eukaryota; Fungi; Ascomycota; Dothideomycetes; Pleosporales; Didymosphaeriaceae
Product: protein pbn1
Exons: 2
Coding region: 18-1535 (505 amino acids)
Biological process (GO): protein processing; GPI anchor biosynthetic process
Cellular component (GO): endoplasmic reticulum membrane; glycosylphosphatidylinositol-mannosyltransferase I complex
Molecular function (GO): mannosyltransferase activity
Source: RefSeq, a predicted model, not a curated record
CCUGCAUCCCACCAACAAUGAAACAGCGAAUAACCUACUUGGUUGAAGACCCAGACUCCUUCACCCCAGAGCAGCUGCAAGUCAAGGAUGGGUCUCUCUCGUUGAUAGGCUUGAAAGCUGUACAGGAACACCGCGUUACCUUCACCCUAGAUGAGCUUCCCACAGAGCUACGUACUUCACUCAAGCAAUGGAGAGAGUUGCACAUCAAAUGGGCCUCUCACAAGCCAUACACCGCCAUCCCACCUUUCACAUCACGUGUCUCUCCAGGCCUCCACGUCUCCUUCACGCGGCGCAAAUCGGAGACCACGGGACAGCUCUGUGAACUCAUACACACGUUCUUCGAUCCAGCAGCAAAAUGUUCGUCUGGACCGGACGCAAACGAGGUCGCAACGCCACUCUUCCAAGUAGAUGAAGAUGGGAAGCAAACAGCCUCUGCCUCACUACAAUACUACACCUACCUCCCCCACCUCACCCAUUUCGCCUCCUUCCUAUCCUCAAACCUCUGCUCGGCAUCAUCCCAGUGUGCAGACCAUGCAGCCUCGCUCCAAGACGCCUCCUCCUUCGACAUCGACUACACCCCCUCCUCGCGCACCCUAACCCUAACAUCCCUCACCACCCCGCCCUCCUCAGGCUGGAAGACCCUCAUCCCAGCACCUUCCCCCGACCGUCCCGGGGACACAACUGAAGUCGGCGUCCUGACCCACGAACCCAACCCCGACCCCGAGGACCUCGCCUUCGCCGGCUUCCUAACCACCCUCGGCCCCGACGCCGCGCCCAAACCCACGCGCUUCCAGGCGCCCGCACGCCACUACCCGCUUCCCGCUUCGUCUCGGGAUCUCGCCUACAGCGCCAGCUUCGCGACACCAACGGGUCUGCAUCCCACCCUCGAACUCAGCUUCUCUCCUGCGGGGAGGUUGGCACCGCCCGACGAGAGCUGCGGCUUGUACGCGCACCUCACGCUCCCCUCGGCGCUCUUCCUCGACCGCUACCAGUUUUCCGACCCGCUGUUCCUGGCCUCCAAGAACCUCGUGUCCCUGCGCCACGUGACCGGCGCCACCGACCUCGAGGCCCCCGACUGGGUUGUCCCCCAGUGGGGCUCCGCUGCGCUCGUCCAACUCGCGCUCCCAGAACAAAGUCCCAAAGACGCGAACACGACUGCCUCCAUCCCCCUGCACCUGCGCUACCUCCCCGCCGCCCCCCGCGCACACACCCUCGUCCCCGCCCCCUGGCCCGUCGUCUUCUGGGCCUGCGACAUGGCCCAGGAUCCCAGCGGAAACCCGUUCGACCGCGUAAACCUAGGCUACGAGACAGCCUUCGCACCGGGCACGCGAUUCAUGCACGUUCCGCCAGCGACUGGGAAUGGAACGGCGGAGCUGGUCAGCUGGAUCGCCGUCCCGGUGCUGGACACGAGUGCGGCGGGGUGGGUCGAGAUGGGCACGAUUGGGGUUGUGGUGGCGGCGUUUGCGGGACUGUGUUGGGUGCUGUUUAGCGGUGGGGGGAAGAGAGAGGUGCAGCAGGACAAGAAGACGCAGUGAGGUGGGAGGGAGAUUUAGAUUGGCAGGCGAUUAGGUUGACAUCAGAGUGGCGUGGACUGGCCACGUAUUUGAUGGUGCAAUAGAUGCAAAAUGUGUAAAUGCAGCAGUAGUGGUAUUGAGUAGCAGUGACCGAUACUAUCGAAGCGUUGCUUCCAAGCGGCGCAUAAUUCACCU